Molecule: messenger RNA, 141 nt
Organism: Vairimorpha ceranae
Lineage: Eukaryota; Fungi; Microsporidia; Nosematidae
Exons: 1
Coding region: 1-141 (46 amino acids)
Source: RefSeq, a predicted model, not a curated record
AUGUGCAGAAUCCGAAAAUCUUUUAAUACUAUCAGAUGUAAAUAUUGGAUUAUGGAUAAAACGUUUUAUGUUGCACAGACAGAUUUUAAACAGUUAUAUGUUAUACAAUCUAAUGUGUUAACAAUAAACGCGGGUUCAUAA